Camellia sinensis is the source of this 1837-nucleotide messenger RNA. Its product is annotated as anthranilate phosphoribosyltransferase, chloroplastic. Gene Ontology annotation, molecular function: anthranilate phosphoribosyltransferase activity. Gene Ontology annotation, cellular component: cytosol. NCBI's taxonomy places the organism in Eukaryota, Viridiplantae, Streptophyta, Magnoliopsida, Ericales, Theaceae. Gene Ontology annotation, biological process: L-tryptophan biosynthetic process. The record is from RefSeq and is a predicted model, not a curated record.
ACUGAAGCGGGGCACCCCGGCCAUGAGCGAGAGAGAAAGAGAGUAUCUCACUCCGUCGGCAUUGGCAGAGCUUUAUUACAUUAAUUGAUAUCCAGAAGGGUAGUUAGAGAUAGAUAGAUAUGCAUUCAAUUCCCAAAACCUCUCUUUUCCUUCCCAAUUCCAUACACAUGUUCAAAGUCCUUAUCUAUACAUACUCUAUCUACUUUACCCGACACAGAUCGUUCUGUCAUCGGUAACGGUUUCGGAUACUGAUGGCUUUGUUCGCAUACACUUGCUCCAUUUUUCUCACUCCUCAACUUCAAUUGCGCUCACGAGAAUCGACUCAGACUCGCAAGCUUUUCUUUGGUGCCCCGAUCACUCAAUCACUUCCCAGAAAAUUGAAUUCUCUAGCCACUGAUUUCCCUCGCUUUCGAUCUCGACUAGAUUUUCCUGUAUCGUCCUCAAAACAGUUGAUUGAGCGUUUGUUGAAUUGUGAGGACUUGACUGAAGAGGAGGCUGAAGCUUCCCUUGACUUCUUGCUUCGUGAUGCUGGCGAAGCGUUAAUUAGUGCUUUUCUUGUUCUAUUAAGAGCCAAAGGAGAGACCUAUGAAGAAAUCGUAGGACUAGCUAGAGCUAUGAUCAAAUGCUGUAGGAAGGUUGAAGGGAUGGAUAAUGCGGUUGACAUUGUUGGGACAGGGGGUGAUGGAGCGAACACCGUAAAUAUUUCGACAGGAGCCGCCAUACUUGCUGCGGCUUGUGGUGCGAAAAUUGCAAAGCAAGGAAACCGGUCAAGUUCUUCUGCUUGUGGAAGUGCCGAUGUUUUGGAAGCUUUGGGAGUAGUCAUUGACUUGGAGCCUGAGGGGGUGAAGACGUGUGUGGAAGAAGUGGGAAUUGGUUUUAUGAUGUCUCCUAAAUACCAUCCAGCGAUGAAGAUUGUUGCACCUGUGAGGAGAGUUCUAAGAGUGAAGACUGUAUUUAAUAUCCUGGGUCCAAUGUUGAAUCCAGCACGGGUACCUUUUGCAGUUGUUGGUGUAUACAAGGAAGACUUAGUCAAUAAGAUGGCUAAAGCACUGCAAAGGUACGGCAUGAAAAGAGCAUUAGUUGUUCACUCAGAGGGCUUAGAUGAAAUGAGUCCUCUAGGCCCCGGAGUAGUUCUUGAUAUCACACCUGAAAAGAUAGAGAAAUUUUCUUUUGAUCCAUUGGAAUUUGGUAUUCGUCGCUGCACUUUGGAGAACUUGAGGGGAGGAGGCCCAAAAUACAAUGCAGAGGUACUAAGGCGUGUACUAUCUGGUGAGAGAGGAUCCAUAGCAGAUUCAUUUGUCCUGAAUGCAGCAGCGGCACUAUUGGUCAGUGGACGUGUUAACACCCUAGCAGAAGGGGUAGCACUGGCACGUGAAACCCAUCAAUCAGGGAAGGCUCUCAACACACUUGACCACUGGAUUGAAUUGUCGAGGGUAGAGGUCAACGAGUCGUCCUCAUCGACCAUUGAAGAAAGGCCACUGAAGAUAAGCAAGAAGAGCUGCAACAAUUUCAUAAACUGUGGAAUGCCUAGCAACAACCAUAGUCCUGUUGUUGAAGAACAAAAGAGAGUCACACCCAGCGGCACAAAUCCACUCCACAACCGAUGAAUUCUCCAUCAACUUCUUCACUACUUUCUCUUUUAUUGUUUUAUCACUGUUGAGUGUUCCUGUGUUGUGCAUGAAACACAUUACUCUGAAAAACACUUCUCUACUUUAGUAACGAGUAUGAGUUCAAUGGCUAACUUAACAUGAUGGUGAUUUUUUUACAUUUUUUUGUAGUCGGCGAGAAUUUUACUCUUGAAGCUGUGUAUAACAUCUGUCACUAGGGAUUUAUUGAA